Molecule: messenger RNA, 461 nt
Organism: Helicoverpa zea (corn earworm)
Lineage: Eukaryota; Metazoa; Arthropoda; Insecta; Lepidoptera; Noctuidae
Exons: 3
Coding region: 1-402 (133 amino acids)
Source: RefSeq, a predicted model, not a curated record
AUGUACUUGACGUUGUUUGGAGGAUUUUUUAUCAUAAAUAUUAUAACCGUGUGUUGUGCCCAAAAUACUACUUUACUCAUAUCAUUUUAUGAAUACGGUGUACACGUUGAAGGCGAGGAGGUUUCCUUUGCAAGCAACGGUUAUAUACCCCUGUUCACUCCAAUGUAUACGCUUAAUGUGACACCCGUAAGACCAGAUUUGGAAAAAAGAUUCACGUAUCUGCGGGCGGAGUACGUUAGCCCUAUGUCAACCGUGGAUGUUGUCUACAAUCCAGACGCACACACGAUGGCAUUCUAUAUAAGAUUCCCAUUUCUUAAUAUACCAUAUGGAGUUGUUGGAUAUUCCACUAAGAUUCUUCGAAGCCGUAUUUGGACCUCGUGGAGAAAAUCAAAGGGACACUAAGAAAAUGAUGCAAUCGAAUCGAAGUAAAUUUACAGGACUUGAUGCAGAUAUUGUAUAAA